Chaetomium fimeti is the source of this 1166-nucleotide messenger RNA. RefSeq lists its product as uncharacterized. The record is from RefSeq and is a predicted model, not a curated record. Gene Ontology annotation, biological process: nuclear-transcribed mRNA catabolic process; ribosomal large subunit assembly; rRNA processing. The transcript has 3 exons. Bases 202 to 1008 code for a protein of 268 amino acids. Gene Ontology annotation, cellular component: nucleolus; preribosome, large subunit precursor. Lineage: Eukaryota; Fungi; Ascomycota; Sordariomycetes; Sordariales; Chaetomiaceae. Gene Ontology annotation, molecular function: RNA binding.
GCCCAAAAAUUCCCAUGGCAGAAAAAAAUCCCCAGUUGAGACUGACCUGAGUGCAAGUCGCUGGUUGCUGGAGACCACAGAGGAGCUUUGUUGACGCUUUUGCACCACAACACCACCUCGAAACCAGCCCCUCCCUUACCCUCGCCGGACAUCAAUCGCAAUCCACCACCACUAGAAACCCCAAUCCAAACACCCGCCACCAUGCCCAAAUCAAAACGCGCCAAGGUCUUCCACCUUACCCAGGUGACCAAGAAGACACGCGAGCAAAAGGACAAGCUCUUCUCCAACAUCCGCGAGUCCAUCCCGCAGUACCAGCACUGCUUCGCCUUCAGCAUCGACAACAUGCGCAACAACCACCUCAAAGAAGUCCGCCACGAGCUGUCCGACUGCCGCAUCUUCUUCGGCAAAACCAAACUCACCGCCCGCGCCCUCGGCACAACCCCCGAAGACGCCCAAGCCGACGGCAUCCACCUGCUGACCCGGUACCCUCGCCGGCUCGCCUAUUUCGACUCGCUAACCCACGUCGAUUUCGCGCGCGCCGGCACGGUGGCGUCGCGCACCGUGACCGUCCCGCCCGGGCUGGUGUACUCGACGGGCGGGGAGGUGCCGGCGGAGCACGACGUGCCCGUGGCGCACACGCUGGAGCCGGAAUUGCGGCGGCUGGGCAUGCCGACGCGCAUGCUGAAGGGGAAGGUUUGUUUGGGGGGCGAUGAGAGUGGGGAGGGGAAUGUGGGGGGGUACACGAUUUGUAAGGAAGGGGAGGUGCUCGACUCGCGGCAGACGCGGUUGUUGAAGCUGUUUAGCGUGUGCAUGAGCGAGUUUCGCGUUGGGCUGUUGGCGUACUGGAGUGCCGCCAGUGGUGAGGUUACCGAGUUGGAGGGGGCCAAGGAGAGGUUGGCGAUGCUGCAGUCGCAGCAGCAGCAGGGGAAGGGGAGUGGGAAGGGGAAGGCGAAGGAGGCGGAUGAUGAGAUGGAUGAGGAUGAGGAGGAUGACGAAGAGGAGGCGUGAGCGGAGCAGGGUGGCCAUCUGUUUGUUUCAUUGUGCAUAUAGGGUACUUUUGCAUGAUACCAUAGCUUUUUCUGGGCUUGGGUUUUCGGAUACUGGCGUCUGGGAGGCGGGUAAAGUAAAAAAGAAGGGUGGAAAUAGAGCAGGUCAUUGCCGUCAGU